Messenger RNA from Pimephales promelas (fathead minnow), 3248 nucleotides. It is a transcript of the gene rflna, whose product is annotated as refilin A. Gene Ontology annotation, cellular component: actin filament bundle. Gene Ontology annotation, biological process: negative regulation of bone mineralization involved in bone maturation; actin filament bundle organization; skeletal system morphogenesis. Lineage: Eukaryota; Metazoa; Chordata; Actinopteri; Cypriniformes; Leuciscidae. The record is from RefSeq and is a predicted model, not a curated record. Gene Ontology annotation, molecular function: filamin binding.
UAUUGGCGCACCACUGCUGCCAGAUUUACUUCUGCGCUUUCAGAAGAGCGAGAGACGGAUAGAAGACACCGGCACUAAUGAGCUGAGGGACUAUUGUGAGACUUUAGAGAUUUGUGGUAUUAUUUUCACACUUUUUGCAAGGCAGUCAUCGCGUGUUGUGGAUUUUACUUUUAAGAUCAUGAACUAAAGUGUUAUGCGCUUAACACUUCAUUGACGGAUUUUUUUUUUAACCGGCGGGAUUUCUUCAAAGGCAUAUUGGAACACUACGACUCCCUCUCUGGUUCUGAUAUGGGACUUUAGGUUAUACCUCUGGUACCAUCUUUCCUGGAGUGAAUUCGGCUGAUUUAAAAAAAAAAAAAUUGCGCUCUUCCAGAAAUGGUGGGGCAUUUACAUUUACAAGCUAUGGAUGAGAGUUUGAAAGGAAAGAACCGGGAGGGACUGCUCGAUAGUCCGGAUUCAGGACUCCCUCCAAGCCCCAGUCCGCCCUUCUACUCUCUGUCGCCAGGGAUCCUUGAGUCGCGCACCGGCAGCUGUUCUACCCCGACUGAGCUGCACGGAUACAGCAGAAAGGAGAGCCGGGAAGGCAAACUGCUGCCAUACUUGCUCCUGAACUCUCAAGGUCCAGAUGCGAGGUCACGCAUGUACCCUGUGGUCUAUGGAGAGAGCAUUGAGGUCAACCCCAAACCAGAAAAAGAAAUCAAGUUCAACUCUGCAGUGAAGUACGCUUCAGACAGACACUUUCGUGACCAGGUGUACUGCGCACAGGUGCAGACCGCCACAUCCUUCAGCGAGACGGUGGUGGCCGUCCAGAACUGCACGUGGCGCAGCUACAAAUCCGAGGUUCACUUCCAGCCACGGCACAGGCCGCUUCACUUCCAAAGCACGGCCAUCGUGUUCCCCAAGCACGCCCGCAACACAUACCGCACCACGCUCAACUACAACAGCAGCAGAAACACAGCCGGGCGACGGUGGUUUGUGUCCACAGUCAGGCUGGAGUCCACUGAGGACGCCAGUCCAUGCAUCAUUUACACAGAAGACCUCUGAGAGACACAUGAGAGGUUUGUUAUCCUUCUCAACAUGUCAACAACAACAACAAAAAAAAAAACUCCCUAGAGAGUGAGAGGACGUGGACUCGGUUACUAAAACCCUGAUUCAAAGCGAAUGGCAAGAGACUUUAAAGAAAGGAAACGAAGAGUCAGUGAGGGCCAUUUUGUUGUUUUGCUUCCGGUGACAUUGGUACUUGAUAGUGGGGAUGAGGUAGAGUUGUGUGUGUGUGUGUGUGUGUGUGUGUGUGUGUGCGUGCAUUCUUUAGUGAUAUAUUUAUGUACAUCUGAUUCAAAUCCAAUUGUACCCGUCAGGUGGAGGGAAAAACGGGUUCUCUUGUUUGCCGAUUCAUUGGCUCACAUGGAAUCCGUGCCCGCAGAAUUCCAAUGAAAGAUUGGCAGAUUUACACGGAACGCAAAAGAAUGUUAUUUAAAAAUCGAAUCAAAAUCUCUUUUAUUCGUCAAUGUGUCUGGUACUAGAAUUUGGCUUGGUUACAUUUUAGUGCCUCACAUGCAUAGUAACAUGCAUAGUUUGGCUAUAGGUUUUAUGCUACAGAAUCUUAAUGGGUUCUAUCGGGCGCCUCAUAUAUAGAUCCUCUACAUGAGAUCAUUUUAUGCAAGUUUUAAUUUUGUUUUCAUUUUUAUUUUAGUUUUCAUUACAAUAGCUCAAUAAACAAACAAUAAAUUCUCCUUAUAGGCAUAUAUAAUACCUUUUUGCGAUAAAAUUGAGGGUAAAACCUCUAUAUAGAACCUUAAUGAACCAAGAGGGUAUUAAUAAAACUGUAAGACUUUCAUCUAUUGUAUCAUUUUAAUAAUGACUUAAAAUGAUGCAGAUAUUCCCCUAAAAAUGAAAAGAACAUGCAGGGCCGACUUUAUCGUCUUACUCACUAUUGCUGAUUCGUACAAAUGCUCAAACAGGAAAUGCAAAAAACACAAAAUGCAAAGAUUAUAAGCACAUUAUAUGUGGAUGAGAGAGACAGUGCUGACACUGACUAUCACAGAACUGGCGGAGAAAAUAGAAACUGUUUUUAAGUUGCACUUAUGGAAAGUUGUUUUUUUUUCUUUUUCUUUUCUGUUGGCUGUAAAUGUGUUGGUAUGACUAAUGGAGGAACACUUGAAAGGUUGGACCAAAGACUCUGUAAAAAUUCUUUUUUUUUUUUCCUGUUAGUACCUCAAAAAACACGGAAUCAUUUCUUGCACAAACAUUUAAGAAGCCGGCGACGUGCUAAUAAUUCAAGAGCAGCACUCAGAAUGACAGGAAACAGAAGAGCGGAUGAGGAAAUAAGUGGACUGAGCAUGUGUUAUAUGAGAGAGUUCGGCAUGUUUUGAUUCGAAAGGCCAAAUGUUGUAUUUGUGAAUAGAGACAAAGUUCACUGACCUCCUGACAUAGUCAUGGUCUGAAGACUGCGGUUUCUGGCUUUCAGAUUGUACGGUUGGAUAACUUGGGUUUCAAAGGUAUUGAGUUUUUUCUGACAUUGUUGGUGCCUGUUAGUCUCAGCCAAAAUCUAGAUUGCACAACUGAGCUCCUGUCACCUGCAUUUCAUGUGGAGCAGAGAGGAAACAUUCAGCUGUUGUUCUUUUAGGAGGAUAUGAGAUAUAACAGCAAUAAGGUUUUGACCGAGCAGUAAAGCAUUAUGAAGGUGUAAGUACUUUAUGUCCGGAACUAUCCGGGUUUAGUUCUGUACAAGCUCAAAUGGAUGAUCUCUUGCCUCGUUACAUUUUUGGCGGGAAAACACUGAAAAUGUGUUUUUUUUAAACAAUGACUAAGUAUGUUUUCGUCUGUAAUGGUAUGUGGAUGUGUUUUGACAGUUCAAACCAAAAGAACCAAAGUUUAGUUCAACUAAGUGUAAUACAGUAUAAUAGUAAUACAUUAACCAAUCACUUCCUGUGUGUUAAGAUGGUUCACCCAUUUGAUAACUUGAUAAUUGAGAAAUUUUAACAAUGUGUUAAAAGCAGAUCUGAUGUGGGAUGUUUUCUAUUUUCAUGUGUAUGAUUUUUUUUUUUAAGAAUACAUUUGUUUGGUGUUCAAAUGCUCUCUGCUAAAGGAUGGAUUGCUAACACAAUAAUUCGUGUUUCUGGUAAAUAUUUUCCUGUUGUAUAUGUGGCAUACAGCACUCGUAAUUCUCUUUAUAUUUUUGUAUAAAUUCCCAAGUUAAUGGUCUUCUUUUGGACAACGGAUGAGAAAAUAAUUUAAUAAAAAAAAAA